Messenger RNA from Ceraceosorus bombacis, 515 nucleotides. NCBI's taxonomy places the organism in Eukaryota, Fungi, Basidiomycota, Exobasidiomycetes, Ceraceosorales, Ceraceosoraceae. The record is from the annotation of a GenBank genome assembly.
GCAAACGCGCCGAUUCGCCGCCUCACGGACCAGAGCUGCUCCGGACAGCAUCCAUCUCGCUGCGAGUGGCAAGCUGUAGCCAAGGUCGCAGUUGUGAGUGGCAGAUGUAUCGCAUUUGUCAAGAUGCGCCAUGGGUGUCGCCAAAUUCAUGCCUUGUUUGCCCCUUGCUCUGCGGCGUCACGCUGCCAGAGCUGCCUCGAUGAGGGAUGCUGACCAACUUUACCGUCGCAAAGCUAAUAAAUGUCGGAAUGCGCAUCCUUCGAGCCUGUCAAUAACCCCCGUCUCAUCAUCAUCGCUGUAUUUCCUAGACGAUAUACAAGCUCUUCCCUUUGUCCUGCGCACGCACACUCAAACGUUAGCUCUUGGCUACUGUGCGCCCACCACAAUCUGGCAGAUUCUCUAGCUCGCAGUCGGGCAUCCUUCAUCAGUCUGACAACGCGCACAACGUGCAUAGGUAAAGCCAGAUAUCUAUCUGGACAGGACAGGACAGUGGCAAGUAGAUUGAGCCGCGCCGC